CACAUUUUUGAUUGUGUCUGACAAGUUUUAACGCUCUCUCUCAUUUUUGCUCAACCACUUCUUCUACAAGUCUGUGUUCAACUGUGUUGCUGUCAAACAAUCAUUCACUACUACUACAAUCUAAUAAUAACAAAUAACAAAUUAAAAUAAUUAAAACAAUUAAAACAAUAUAACAAAACAAACAACAAUGGACUCUACAAUUAAAUGUGUAAAUAUAGGAGAUACAGGUGUAGGUAAAACUUGUGUACUAGUAUCAUAUACAGAGAAUGAAUUUCCAGAGGAACAUGUACCAACAGCCUUUGAUAAUUUCACUUCCAUUGUUGAAUAUAAAAAUAAUAGAUAUAAUGUACAAUUGUGGGAUACAAGUGGUCAAGAUAAUGAUUCAAUGAGACCUAUCAGUUAUAAUGGUGCUCAUAUCUUUUUAAUUUUCUUUUCAUUGGUUGAUAGAAAGAGUUUUGAAAGAGUUAAAGAUAAAUGGGUAAAAGAAUUAGAAGAAACAUCACAUAUUGAUUUACCAUAUAUUAUUGUUGGUAACAAGUUAGAUUUAAGAGAUGAUACUCAUACUUUAAAACAAUUAGGUGUCACUAAUCCUGUCACUAGAAAAGAAGGUGAAGAAUUAGCAAAGAAAGUUGGUGCUCUCUCUUAUAUGGAAUGUUCUGCUAAAACACAAACUGGUUUAGGUGAGGUUUUUGAGGCUGCUGUAAAGGCUGUCGUUGAUGAAGAAUGGAAAAAACAAAAUGAAGUUAUUAAAAAGAAGAAGGAUAAAGGUGGUAAAUGUAAUAAACAAUAAAAUUAUCAUUCAUUAUAUUAUAUUAAA
Messenger RNA from Naegleria gruberi, 817 nucleotides. RefSeq names its product rop family small GTPase. Bases 188 to 790 code for a protein of 200 amino acids. The transcript has a single exon. Gene Ontology annotation, biological process: small GTPase-mediated signal transduction. Lineage: Eukaryota; Heterolobosea; Eutetramitea; Acrasida; Naegleriidae. Gene Ontology annotation, molecular function: GTP binding; GTPase activity. The record is from RefSeq and is a predicted model, not a curated record.